This is a messenger RNA of Melanaphis sacchari, 2418 nucleotides long. RefSeq names its product lysophosphatidylcholine acyltransferase (gene LPCAT). The record is from RefSeq and is a predicted model, not a curated record. Bases 255 to 1802 code for a protein of 515 amino acids. The transcript has 10 exons. NCBI's taxonomy places the organism in Eukaryota, Metazoa, Arthropoda, Insecta, Hemiptera, Aphididae.
UGCGACCGCGCACUGUUGCACAUGUCCCGACGUUCAGUCCGCCGCACAUUGUCGAUAAUCACGCGUUGGUGUACGGUACAUCAUAGUUAACAAGACGCACAAUUCUUGUUCUCCGUCCCUGUUUUUUCGCGUUCACUUUGAGCCGAGUAAUAUCGUAAUAAUAUAUUACAAAGCCCGCGGUGAAUUAUAGUGCUGCUGUACUGCGGAGAAGAUCAAGACACGACGGCUGACUUUGUUGCCGCCUCCGUUUAGAGAUGAGCAGUGAGACCAAAUUGUUGAUAGGCAGCGAUAUGAUCGCGUCCAAAGACAUACUCAAUCCUUUCGUACACCAUCUGGAGCUGACUUCCACCUACGACAAAUUUAAAACUGCAUUUUUUACCAUAGUUGUUCUACCCAUAAGGAUACUGGCAAUUUUGGUGUUACUGUUUAUAGCUUGGCUGUUAGCGACGAUUGGUUUGGUUGGUGUUAGUCAGACCGAAUUAUCAGAGAGACCACUUACCGGAUGGAGACGCUGUGUCAGACGUGCGGUGUACGUGGUCGUCCGGCUUAUGUUCGGGGCGGUUGGUUUCCACCGGGUCAGAACUGUCGGCGAGCAGGCCACGCGGCAACAGGCGCCUGUACUGGCUGUGGCGCCGCACUCGUCCUUUUACGACGGGCUGGCAGCCGUCAUCACUGGCGGUCCAACCAUCGUAGCUAAGGAAGAGAACUCGUUCAUACCGAUCGUAGGAAGAGUAAUAAACUUCACGCAGCCUGUGUACGUUCGGAGAGACGACCCAGAAUCGAGACAUAAUACAAUACAGGAGAUAAUUCGCCGUGUAAAAUCUGACCAAGAUUGGCCUCAGAUCCUAAUAUUCCCGGAAGGCACUUGUACGAACCGAUCGUGCCUGAUAACGUUCAAGCCAGGCGCCUUUUAUCCAGCAGUACCUGUUCAACCAGUACUGUUGAGGUAUCCAAACAAACUGGACACCGUCACUUGGACAUGGGACGGUCCUGGAGCAUUGAAACUCUUGUGGUUGACUAUGACACAGCCAACUACAACGGUAGAAGUGGAAUUUUUACCGGUGUACGUGCCCAGUGAAUACGAAAAGCAGAACCCAAAAGCGUUCGCCGAAGGCGUUCGUAACGUUAUGGCCAAGGCAUUGGCUGUUCCAACUGCAGACUACACGUAUGAUGACUGUAGAGUGGCCGUAAAAGCCGGUCAACUGGGUCUGCCAAUGACUUCAAAUUUAAUCACCAUCGAAAGACUUAGAAGUCGGCUAGGGUUGACGCGAAUUAAGAUUGAGGACUCGGCUCUGGUCAAAAACAUGCUGUCGUUUCAGAAUCGAGAGUCUCAACCGGUAGAUUUGGCAGAGUUCGCAAGCAAUUUAAACGUUACCGUUGAGGAUGGUUCACUGGUCAACCUUUUUAAAAUGCAUCUAGAGAAUGAACAGUUGUCGACCAUAGAUUUUAAAAAGUACUUGUUGGCUGAAUAUAUCUUGCAGAAAGCCACCUCCAAAGAUGAUUUAAUUAUAUUGGCUUUUAAGUUGUACGGUGAAUAUUUUGAUAAACAAAUGUUCGAGUACGUGUUGAACCUUGUCUACAAUCUUCCAAAAUCUGAAGCAUCUGUCAUUUACAACGAAAUAACUGACAAGCCGAAUGAAAUAAAAUUGUCGGAUUAUUUAAAUUACGGGAAAAAGUAUCCUGAAAAAAUGGAGUCUUUGCAAAAUCACAGUAAGAAUUCGGCACCCAGAACCAUAACAGAUUUUUCUAGUUGUGGGCAAUCGUUUCAUGGCGCUAUGGACGACGACAAGAAGUAUCAAUGACAUACGGAACAUUCUACAAGUACAAUAGUACCUGUUGCAGACUGAUAUAAAAAUUUAUUUUUAAGGUUUUAUAUACACUAUUUGUUAUACAUGUAUAAUAUAUAAUAUUUUGUUACUUAAUGUGUAUUUAAGGAUUAUUUACAUUUAAGAACUUCCGUGCACUACUAUAAUAUAAUACUGGUUAUAGUUCUCUAAUGAAACCUACAGACGUUUUGAUUGUACAAAAUAUAAAUAUCAUCAAUGUUGCUUAUAUAUGUAUAGUCUAAAAUGUUGGUCCUUAUAUUAUGACAUUAUCUUAUUGAGUAUACCAAUAUUUAGUGCUGUUACCUAUGUCCUAUAUUAUAAAAUGUUUUGUGUGCCUAUAUAUAAUAUAUUUAAUUAAUAUAUUACAUACUAUUAUGAUACUAAUACAAAGUUUGCUACGGUGUCUUUAUCGUGGAUUAGUUAUUUAUUUUUAAACCAUAUUGAGAAAAUAUCGCCAAGUUUGCACCAAUUGAUAUUAUAUACCUAUCUAUUAUGUAUUAUAUUAUUUUAUAACAGCCAAAAUAUCUGGAUUCGCCUGAGAUUUAAUUUCUGUUCUUAUCCUUUGUGACAAACAAUAAUAAUAUUAUUUAUA